This is a messenger RNA of Caenorhabditis sp. 36 PRJEB53466, 2437 nucleotides long. NCBI's taxonomy places the organism in Eukaryota, Metazoa, Nematoda, Chromadorea, Rhabditida, Rhabditidae. The record is from the annotation of a GenBank genome assembly.
AUGCCACCGCCAACUGCAUACUCCAACUCUGCCAAGUCUGUUCUGGAGAGUAAAAGGAGAGAAGAGGCCAAUGCUCUUUAUGAAGAGAUGCGGUAUUUAAUGAAGUGCACGGAUCGCAUGUCGUAAGUUUGAGCUUUUAUAAUUCCAAUUUCAUUUCUCGUUUUCAGAAUGGAAGACACCGUGGCCCGAGCAGUGGAGACAGUGACGGGAAAACCGUUCAACCCGGCCCUCUCGUCUGCGACGACCUCUGAUGAAGUUGGGCCGAUCAAGCAAGACAGGAAGCUGUCGAAUGCCAAGAAGGAACAAUUGCGUCGGGACAAGCUUAGUCUCGGGAUGGAUGCUCUCAAAGCGUUCAUUCUGGAGAAUACGUUGGGAACGAACCAACAACGGUAAGUAUAUACUUAUGCAUUCCCAUUGAGACCGUAUUGUGUUUCAGGAGGAAACUAGAGCGUCUGACCGUUCUCCGAAUCACCUGCGAACAUCUCCGUGCCACUUCCACACCGGCCAGCGUCUCAUCCGACAAUGGGACCACUUCCUCUUCUUCUUCUUCUUCUUCUCCUCCAACCUCCACUCCACCCAUUGCUGCACCGAUCGGAUCACUGCCACUUGUACCGAUGAUGCUCCCGUUCAUCUUCCCACUCAUUGCUCCGUGGACGUUCCCAAUGCUGCCGACUCUUGCUCUUCCUGCUUUCCCAUUCUCUGCUCCGUCCAUCCUAAAUCCGUCUGUUGUCGCUGUCGACGAGGACGAAGAUGCUGACAUCGUCACUCGGUAACUGACUCCGGAUCCUAAUUCAUCUGAUAAUUUGACAAUCUUAACCCAGUCUAUUGUUCCUGUGAGUUGCUUAUAUAUCCCUCAUUUUCCUUCUGUUAAGUAACUGUUCAAUAGUCAUAAAGUUUUUUUGAAACCCAAUUGGCUUACUAAAUCCCUCUGGAAAAGAUUGGUUUUCUUGACCAUCCCUUCCUUUUCCAAACCCGACUACGAUAUCAGUGAGAAGGAAGUUUUGACAGUUCUACAUCGAGCCAACUAAGCUGGGCUCCGGCUCUGACUUCUGCUACAUUAUCCACUAUGUCUGUUGUGUCCUGAUACUCUGUUCCAAUUCUCAGUGUCCCCUAUCAUUCCGGCUGACCACCAUGGGAAAAUGAGGAGGGUGGGGGUCAAUGGCUCAAAUAUAAAUGGUAGUUGAAGCAAGGGAGAUCAUUUUGGUAUCAAUAAACAGUUUGAAAUUAUCCGCUUCUAAACUUGUAUUAUAUUUGUUCCGUGAAGCAUAUUUUAAGUAUAAGGUUGAUAAUAAUCAUAAAUGGGGAAUCUUCAGCUACUUGCCAACGCAAAAGAAAAGAGAUCAUCAUUUCAAAGAUGCAACCGAGGCCAUUAUGAGCUAUGACUUCAACGCGCGAUCCGUGUGGAUGAAAUUCUCACCGUUGUGGACCCACGUGGGCGCGAAAUGGGGCGCACAACGGACCCAUAGACAAUCCCUAAUGGAUCCGCCGCGAUUUAUCUGUGACUACCCUCUAAUAGACCUUUUACCCAUUUUUUUAGUAAAGUUUUCAGUUUCAAACAUCCGACAACUCUCUUUUCCAAAUAAUUACUUAAUUAAUAUAUUACAAAUAUUACAGUAGGAUUUCUUCUCCCCACGCCUAACCCCUUCUUCUCCUCUAUUCUCUCCCCGUCCCCGUCCGUGCUGCUUUCAAUAAACUUUUUAUUACACACAAGCCCACUUUGUCAGCAUGCGAAUUAUCAUACGCGCAACGGCCAGUCUGCAAUUGCGUGUGUCUAAUGUCCCAGGAACCGCCGGUUACCUGCUCUUUGUGCCACAACAAGUUUCGACGAAAGAAUGAUUUGGAAUAUCAUGUGACUCAACUGUGUGCUCGAAAGGUUUUGAAGUGUAAUGUAGGUGAUUUAAGGAAGUUUCGUUUGUCCGCUGCGAGCCUUUUUCUAUUCAGAUCUGCGGUUUCACAGCACUGCAAAGAUGCGGACUGGUGAGCCACAUGAAAACGCACGUGACGAAGAAGACGAUAGAAUGCAACUAUUGCACGGCGUUGUUCAAAACUCGAAUCACUUUGGAGGUAUCUUCACUGCGAGCAUGAAAGUGAGUGAAAAUUGUGAUUUAGAUUCAUCAAAGUCAGUACCACUCGAAGGAAAUUGAGAGGAAGAGGAAGCAGAAGGAAGUUGAAAGAGUGACUAUAUUGGAUGUUGCUCAAGAUGCUCCCGCUCGGAAGAAUGAUGCUCAGGUAACCGUCAGGGACCAUCAAAUCUAUGCCCCUUCUUCAGAGACCACCCGAUGAGAAAUGGCUAUCGGAUGAAGUACCCAUCCCGCCAAACUGGCUCUCCCUGAGGGAUGAAAAGACCGGGCGAAAGAUGUACGUUUCGUAUGCACACGUCUUGGGACCAUCGACAGAAUCGUCCAGUACUGAUAUUGCCGAUUACUUUGAAAAGUAG